AUGUGCUGCACAGCCCUCGGGGCGCCCGACGGCGUCACCGUCCCGUGUCUGCAGCUGCCUCUGCGUGUCUCCGUGCUGCUCCGGGAUGGACGGCAGCGCUCGACGGCUGUUCACGCAAAGGUUCUCGCGCCCGACUGCUGCGAGCUGUACGACUGCUUCAGCCACGAGAGCUGCGCGGCCGUCCCCUCCUUCGACCCCGCGACGACCGUCGUGGCCUUCCCGUCCGAGGGCGCGACCACCUUUGCGGACCUCGACGGUCUGGCGGCGGUGGACCACCUAGUGCUCUUGUGCUCGCCGUGGCAGCAGGCGCACAAGCUCGCCGCGCUGCCGCAGGUGCGCGGGCUGCGCCACGUCCGACUCGCGCAGACCGGCUGCACCUCCGGCUUUUGGCGCGUGCCGCCGCACGACGGCAGCAGCGCCGGCACCCACCUCGCCUCGAUUGAGGCGCUCACGCGGCUCCUGCACGAGUUCACGCUGGCGCGACGCGGAGGUCUCUCCUCCGGGCUCGACCAGCUGCUCUUCUUCUUCCGGGCGAUCCAGAGCCGCGUCGUACAGCACCGCGGCGGCCACAACAGCCGGUGCGGCCCCAGCGGCCCGCUGACUGACGAGGGCCGCGAGGCGUUCCGUGCGGCCAAGAGCCAGCGGGUAGGCGAGGGUCGAAGGCGCUCCAAUCUCUUGCGCCAGCGGUAUGGGUCGGAGCUGCCAGCGGAGAGCGGGGAGGCGGAGCCAGGGGCGGAGCGGGAGGAUCAGUCCUAG
This is a messenger RNA of Emiliania huxleyi CCMP1516, 756 nucleotides long. RefSeq lists its product as hypothetical. The transcript has 2 exons. The coding region runs from base 1 to 756 and encodes 251 amino acids. The record is from RefSeq and is a predicted model, not a curated record. NCBI's taxonomy places the organism in Eukaryota, Haptophyta, Isochrysidales, Noelaerhabdaceae.